Acanthosepion pharaonis is the source of this 1176-nucleotide messenger RNA. The record is from the annotation of a GenBank genome assembly. Lineage: Eukaryota; Metazoa; Mollusca; Cephalopoda; Sepiida; Sepiidae.
AUGAACCUGCUUAGUCAGCCCACAAGGCUCAUAUACCGGAAAGAAAUAUGCAAACACAAAGCUAUCACAAAUACGCAGCAAAUUCUCUCUCUCUCUCGCUGUCUCUCUCUCUUACUCUCUUUUUCACUCUCACCUUUUUCCCUCUCUCUCCCUCUCUCUCUCGCACUGUCUUUUUCUCUAUCUUUCUUCUUCUCUUUUUCCUUCACUCUCUUCACCUCUCUCUCUCUCUCUUCCACCGUCUCUCUCUCUUGCUCUCCCCUCUUUCUUUCGCUCUCACUCUCGAUCUCUUUUUCUUUUUCACUCUCACUUUCUCUCCCUAGCUCUCCCCGUCUUCCUUUCCCUCCCUCUCCCCUUUCUUGCGCUCUCUCUUCCUCCCUCUCUUUCUUCUCCCUCCCUCGUUCUCUCUCCCCUCUCUCUUUACCUCCCUCUCUUGCUCUCCCCACUUUCUUUUUCUCUCACUCUCGAUCUCUUUCUCUUUUUCACUUUCAUCCCUUUCUCUCCCUAGCACUCUUACUCUCUCUCUCUCGCCCUCCCUCUCCCUCCUCUCUCGCUCUCUUUCUCCCUCUCUUUCGUCUCCCCCCUCCCUCCCUCUCUCUACCUCUCUUUCUUUCCCUCCUUCUCUUGCUCUCCCCUCUUUCUUUCUCUCUAACUCGAUCACUUUCUCUUUUACGCUCUCAUUUCUUUCUCUCCCCAGCAGUCUUACUUUCUCUCGCCCUCCCUCUCCCUCCUCUCUUUCUCCUUCUCUUUCUUCUCCCUCCCUCACUCACUCUCUCUACCUCUCUUUCUUUUCCUCCCUCUUUCUUUCUCUCUCACUCUCGAUCUCUUUUUCACUCUCAUUUCUUUCUCUCCCUAGCACUCUUACUCUCUCUCUCUCCCUCCCUCUCUCCUCUCUCUUUCUCCCUCUCUUUCUUCUUCUCCCUUCCUCGCUCUCUCAUUUCUCCACACUCUCCUGCUCUCCCCCCUUUCUCUUGCUCUCACUCACGUCCUCUCUCUAUGUCUUAUAAGUGCGUAAGUAUGCGUGAGCAUGUGCGUGUGUUUCUUAUUUUCUGCUCUUCUGAAACCGUGUCUGUAACCAUCAUGCAUGUAUGUUCUUUGCUUUCAUCUCUCAAACUCACACUCACUCACUAUCUAUCUAUCUAUCUAUCUAUCUGUCUGUCUGUCUAUCUAUCUAUCUGA